AUGACAGCCACCCUUUAUCCGAUAGUCGGAAACAUCAAUGAAAACCAGGAACUAGCCAGCAUAGGAUUUAGCAUCACAGAUGCUGUAGCAGAAUUAAGUCUAGAAAAUGGGUUUUUAAGGAAUUACAGCAUCAGACUUUAUACCCAGUUGAAUAAUAUCCUUUUGAAAAGAGCACCGCAUGUGACUGCUCCUCCAGAAGAAGCAGGCAACAGAAUUGUCUGUGAGAUCUCAGGACAGAGUGGAAAGAGUACUCAUCCAGAGGACAGUGAUUGUAUCAUUAUGUCUGUGUUGUGCAAGGUGGAUCGGAUCAUCUUCUGUGUCUUCUUAGAAGUUGAUUUCAAAAUCUACAAAAAGAAAAUGACCGAGUUUUUCCCUAUAGAUGAUAAUAAUGAAGAUGUUGACAUGAAAGAAAUUCCAGAGGGAUUACAGCAAAAAGACCUCUCUUCACCCUGUAAGAUAAGCAAAGCUAAGAAGGCAGAAUGCUCGAAAGACUCUAGUGAUGAUGAGAAUGGUCCAGAGGAAAAACAAAGUGCAGAAGAAAUGGAAGGACAGAGCCAAGAAGCAGAUGGUGUCAACACUACUACCACAUCCAGCCCUGCUUCAGAAAAGGCAGUCAAAGUCUGUGAAGAUGAAGAUUCUUCAAAAGAUGACAAUAUAACAAAAGACAAUGAAGUAACAGAUUAUUCUGUGUGCGACCAAAAUCAACCUUAUGGACAAGAAGAUUUAGCAAAGAAUGAAAUAAAGACGGAGGCAGAGUCCCAGAGCUUAGAUAUGGAAACAGAAGAGCUUUCAUCAAACCAAGAAGAUGCCACAAUUGUGGAACAACCAGAAGUGAUUCCACUAAUAGAUGACCAAGAAGAAAAAGAUGCUGAAAAAGCUCAGGGAGAGGACAUAACUAGAAUUCCUGUGAAAAGUGGAGGCUCUGGCGACACAGAAAAUUCUACAAGUCCUGACAUUGAAAUGAAUAGUCAAGGUGAAAGUUUAAAUGACCCAACAGAGACUCAGCAAGAAGAUUAACUGAUAGGGGCACAAGAUGAAGCAAAGGGAAAAGAAAUGGAAGUAAAUGCCAGUCCUCAGCAUGGCAGGCCUCUCCUAACAGCAGGGGAACAUGGGAAGCCAGCAGCAGUGCUGUGGAGACGGGGUGGGGGUGGAGGGAAGGCAAAUCCCUUGUAAGGACAGGAAACCCUUUCCUCUAAUUUCUUCAACUGCAUUUUUUUUUUCUGUUUACCUACAGAAAGGAAGUUUUCUUUGUUAGAUGGUGAGACCCAUGUUAACAUGCUAUUCAGACACUAUUCCUGUAAUUUCUGUCUUUUUUCUUAGUUUUGCCCUAGGAUCAGAAGUUUACCAUUCACAUGAGCAUCCUGGUUCCUGUCUGUACUUUCUGAGUUAUUUCACAAAGUUGUACAGUGAUUUCUUCAGAGAAAGAAAAGAAAGAUAAUUGUUUGAUGAGCUGCAGACUAAAUUUCAGAAAUCACCAGGUCCAGUAUCAGUAUAAUCCACAAGUAGGCAGAAUAGGAAAUUGGUAAAAAAAUAAAUCCUUAGAGAUCCCUUGGAAAAGGUCAGGACAAUGAAUUAGAAGUAUUUUAUCCAGGGAUUCACAAGGUUUAACUUUGUUCCACAUAGUUAAAGAGGAAUAGGCAAAUAGUAAUUAAUUCAAAGAAAAAUGCAUAGGUCUAACAAUGAAGGUAGGACCUGGAAGCCAACAGAUUCUCUUGUCUCAUUAUCAGGUGUAUCCUUCUUUGCCUUUUUCAACAGAACUUGCUUGGCAUCUGAGGUCUCUACCAGGUGUACAGCACCAGUGAGAAGUGAUUUUGAGACACAACUAAAAGGGCUGUCACUCUUCUAGAUGUUUGAGUUAAGAGAGGUGGCAGUUACAUUUAAGAUUGAAACACAUUUCUAGGAAUGUUCAAAGUUCUUCUUGAAAUCUACUCAUUGAUAUUCUUUACAGAAAAGAACAUCCUGUCUUUAUCCCAGGUUUGAUGGCCCUCAGAGGAGGUUAGAGACAAUUAGAGGCCACGAUUAUAGUUCUGACCUCCCAGGUCUGCAUUUAAAUGGUAUAGUUUGCUCAUGUCAAGUCCAGACUUAAUUUCAUGAUUUGGCUACUUGUACCAGGGAACCACUGACUCUGAUCUUGAAGGGGAACAGAAGUACACAACCCAAGACACCAGUGAUAAAGUAGGCAUGAUGGAUCAGGUAACAGGAAGAAUACAGACAUUGUUAGCAACUUCUGUCUCAGAGCCAAUGAGAACAGCCAACCAUCCCCAUUCAAGGUGCCUGCUUCCCACUGUUUUGCUAGGUUCUAAGAGCAGUUGCCCCCACCCCCACUAUGGAGACACAUAUCAUUGAUUAUUUAUCUUCUUAAAUCCAAAUUUAUUAUAAAGGCUUUAAAAUUGUAUGUUACAUAUAUAUAUAUAUAUAUAUGAACAGGAAAAUUAAUGCAUCAAAUUGAAUAUUUCUAAAUAGAAGGGCUUUCUUCUUUCUAAAUCAUCUGUGAAAUGCAUCAGUUUUGCCCUUUCUUCUAUGUAAAAUGCAUCUUCUUAUCUUCCAAUGAAUUUGUCUUGGUUUUCUGAAUUGGUUGCUCCCUGAAUGGCAUAUUUGAUAUACUGGACUAUUAAGCAAACUAAACCUCUGCUUACGUGUCUUAACAUCCCAAACAAUUGUUAAGUUGGUUAUCAUCCUAGAGCAAAAUUACUGGCCUUACAAUUUUGUAACAUGAUCAUUUAUUUUUCUAUUAUUCUGUGGUUUACUAACUACCCCUACUGUCAGUAGACAUUGUUUCUUAGAAAAACAAGGAAAAGACUCAUUUUAAAUAGCCUAAGAAAUGAUGCCAUAUGGAUGAUGGUAGACCCUAUAUUUCAUGUCAUCUUUAUAACUUAAUUGAAUGUCACCAUCAUUCUUGUGAAAUACUUGACAAGUGCAAUCUGCUAGGAGCAUGUACUCUGGUGACUUCCAAAUGUUAGUGCUACUCAUGCUCAGUAAUGAGCUACAGUAGCAAACAACAUGAGGGGAACAAGAAGCAUGGAAAUUUUUAAAUGGAAAAUGAUAUUGACAUAAGAGAUCUAACAUCCCUGCAAGGAUACCAAAUUUGAGAUCUUUUCAGCCCUUGUAUUCUCUCUGUCAUUGUUGACAGACAUUUCAUUCAUUCAUUUUCAAUGUGGGUAUUGUAGACAUGGAAAGAGAGUGUUCUCUUCCUGAAAAAAAUAUAGAAAAAGGAGAGCAAGUCUUGUAUUCAGGAAAGUAAGAGCAUGAGGAAUAAAUAGCACCCCCCCCAAAUUUAUUUAAUUUUGAUUUUAUGAUGAGACUUUUUUAAAAUUUAUUUUAGCCUCAGCAUUCUGGCUGCUAUUUGGCUGUAAGAUUUUAUGCUUUAAAAUAAAUAAUGAAGUUAAUUUUUCAUUUCAAGAGUAGAGUAUUAAAAAUCUGGCCAGAUGGAAGUCCUCAACACAGGGGUCUUUUAUUUUGUUGGCUCUGUCACUAUACAGAAUGCACAAUGGAAAAUUUGAAAGCCAACUGAUUCUCCCACACAUGAAUUCUGGCUGUCAGUGUCUAACUGCACUUCAGCCCAGCUAUGUGGCAUGAGAAGUUACAUGAGGGAGGGGGGAAAAUGACCCUAUAUUAGUCAUGUUUGCAUAUAGAGAAUCAAAGUAGGCUUUCAGUUCUAAUCUAAAAGGUACUCAGAGGAAAGACAAAGAUGUUUUUCGUCUGUUUGGUAACUACUCAGAUGACAGACAACUCUUCCUUCAUAAAAGCUUACAAAGGAGGCACCGAGACACUGUCUGUGACACUGGGUCACAUAUUAGUCACUGCAGCUAAUUGAAAAUCUUUUAUGAAACACUGAAAAACCUCUUUGUGAAUUAAUACAGUUCUGCUUGAUGCACUUGAUUUGAAACAACAUUUCUCUGGAUGUGGUGCAUGUUGCUUUAAAAAAUAACGAAGUUAGCAGAAUAUGUUCGAUAUAUUUUCUUGGGCAGUAGGGUUUUUAUCACAUGAUUCAUUGAGGAUUUGCCUUACCCUAAACUUUGUGAUAUAAAGGAAAAUCAGGAAAAAAAAAAGUAAUUUUCUCAAUCAAGGUAUGUUUUUACUUAAUGCAAAUAAACAUAGUCUGUCGCUUGCAAGGAAGAAAUGUCUUCUGGUAUCUGGUGUAAACUGCUAAACAGAAUAAUAUAUGCCUCUCUUGUUAAACCAGCACUUAAGUACUGGACUGCUUCUAAAUCUGUUUGAUUCUUUUCAUCUGUGCCACACACUAAGAUACUUAAGACAACUGUUGCCUUCAUACUAUAUUUGUUAGAGCAGAAUACAAAUAAAAUUUGAGAGGAUAAG
Molecule: messenger RNA, 4317 nt
Organism: Erinaceus europaeus (western European hedgehog)
Lineage: Eukaryota; Metazoa; Chordata; Mammalia; Eulipotyphla; Erinaceidae
Product: mono-ADP ribosylhydrolase 2
Exons: 15
Coding region: 1-1017 (338 amino acids)
Source: RefSeq, a predicted model, not a curated record